Sphaeramia orbicularis (orbiculate cardinalfish) is the source of this 4022-nucleotide messenger RNA. RefSeq names its product integrin alpha-6-like. Gene Ontology annotation, molecular function: integrin binding. The transcript has 25 exons. NCBI's taxonomy places the organism in Eukaryota, Metazoa, Chordata, Actinopteri, Kurtiformes, Apogonidae. Gene Ontology annotation, cellular component: integrin complex; external side of plasma membrane. The record is from RefSeq and is a predicted model, not a curated record. Gene Ontology annotation, biological process: integrin-mediated signaling pathway; leukocyte migration; cell-cell adhesion. Bases 78 to 3329 code for a protein of 1083 amino acids.
UUUUCUGUUGUUUUUUUUUUUCUUUGUGUGCGUGCGUGCUUUUUUUUUUUUAUUUUUAUUUUUGUUCCUUUAACCGUAUGCCCAUGGAGCUGAGGGUCACCUGUGGACUGUUCCUUGUGUUUCUGCUGGGAUGCGGCAGACUGUCUGCUUUCAACCUGGACACCGACAACGUCCUGCAGAGGGACGGGGAACGGGGCAGUCUGUUCGGCUUCUCCCUCGCCAUGCACCGGCAGCUUCAGCCGGUGGAUAAAAGAAUGCUGCUGGUCGGCGCCCCGAGAGCAAGGGCCUUAAGUGACCAGAAAGCUAAAGUGACGGGGGGACUUUUCACCUGUGAUGUGGGCUCUACCUCUGGGGGUUGCACCAGAAUUGAUUUUGACAACGAGGAGGAUCAAAAUAAGGAAAGCAAAGAAAACCAAUGGAUGGGAGUGAGCGUCAACAGUCAGGGGCCAGGAGGAAAGAUAGUGACCUGUGCCCAUCGUUACCAGCGGAGGACAGGCGUAAAUACCCUCACGGAAUCACGUGACAUUAUCGGCCGUUGCUACGUCCUGAGUCAGGAUUUGACGAUCGAUCCCCUGUCGGGAGAAGACGGCGGUAACUGGCACUUUUGUGACGGCCGGCGCCGAGGCCAUGAGCUGUUUGGCUCCUGUCAGCAGGGGGUCGCUGCAGCAUUUGACAAGGACUUCCACUACAUCAUCUUUGGAGCUCCUGGGGCUUACAACUGGAAAGGCAUCGUACGCUUGGAACAGAACAACAACACCUUAAUAGACAUGGGCAUCUAUGAUGACGGUCCUUUUGAGCUUGGAGAUGAAAAAGAGAAGAACCCUGACGACGUCCCAGUCCCAGCCAACAGCUACCUGGGCUUCUCUCUGGACUCAGGUAUGAGUCUGACUAAGAAGGGCCAGCUGACGGUGGUGGCAGGAGCUCCCAGGGCGAACCACAGCGGAGCAGUGCUGCUACUGAAGGCAGGUCCAGACUCCAGCAAAAAGAUGGAGAAAGAGUUCACCCUGGAGGGGGAGGGAUUGGCCUCAUCCUUCGGUUAUGAUGUGGCUGUACUGGAUCUGAACGGAGAUGGUUGGCAGGAUAUAGUGGUUGGAGCGCCUCAGUAUUUCGAGAAGGAUGGGGAGAUCGGAGGUGCUGUUUACGUCUAUGUCAACAAAGCUGGAAGAUGGGCCAAAGUCAAACCUGAAAGAAUAGAUGGACAGAAGGACUCCAUGUUUGGCAUGGCAGUGGAAAGCCUUGGAGAUGUCAAUCAGGAUGGUUACCAAGAUUUUGCAGUUGGAGCUCCGUAUGAAAACAACGGUGUGGGAAGUGUUUACAUCUACCAUGGGUCAGACAAAGGUCUCCGCUCUAAAAAACCUGCUCAGGUGUUAUCAGCUCAGGCAGGAACAAAGAUGUUUGGCUACUCUUUGGCUGCAAACAUGGAUCUGGAUAAGAACUCCUACCCAGAUCUGGCUAUCGGAUCGCUUUCUGAUUCUGUCUUUGUCUACAGAGCUCGCCCAGUAAUUAGCAUCAAGAAAGAAAUCAAGGUCACACCCAAGGACAUCGACCUCACCAAGAAGAACUGUGGAAAUAGUUCUUGUUUGACUGUUGAGGCCUGUUUCACCUACACUGCCAACCCCAAGAACUACUCUCCCAAACUGACGGUUGCCUACUCCCUCGAGGCCGAUGCUGACCACAGGAGUAAGAAUCUAAUGCCUAGGGCCACCUUCCCCGAACCCUCUGACUCUGACAAGAAGUACCAAUCCAAAGGCACCGUCACUUUGGAGAAAAAAGGAAAACAGCACUGCUUCAAACGUCAGCUUGCCAUGCAGGAAAACAUUCGAGACAUACUGCAUCCAAUCCCUAUUGAUGUGUCCGUGGAUAUCCAAGACUCCAAACGUAAACGCAGACAGAGUGCAUCUCCACUCACACCUGUACUGGAUGCAAAUGAACCCACAACAAGUCGAUCAGAGGUACAUUUCCUGAAGGAGGGAUGUGGCACCGACAAUCUGUGUCAGAGCAACCUGCAGGUGAAAUGUGUCUACGGCCACAGAUCAACCGACGAAGACACAUUCACAAAGAUGAAAGAGGAGAAGGGGGUGCCGGUGGUCUCACUCAGCGAUCAGAAGGUCAUCGCCUUAGAGGUCACAGUGACCAAUCACAACGGAGACGAUGCACACGAAGCCUCCCUGGUCGCCUCCUUCCCACGCGCCCUCAGCUACUCCGCUUACCGCAGUGGACCUGAAGUGAACUGCGUAGCCAAUAAAAACGGCUCUAAAGUUGAAUGCGAGCUUGGACAUCCCUUCAAAAGCAACGCAAAGACGACCUUCUACAUUAUUCUGGGUACGUCAGGGAUCUCUCCUAAAACUACUGAACUGGAGGUUGAUUUUCAACUUAAAACAACAAGCAACCAAACGCUAACGCCUGUCAAAGCAAAAGCAAAAGUGGCGAUCGUGUUGCAGCUGUCUGUAUCGGGAUUCGCUCAACCAUCUCAAGUCUACUUUACAGGAGAGGUCAAAGGUGAGAGCGCCAUGAAACGUGAAAGUGACAUUGGCAGUGCCAUCACACACCAGUUUAGAAUUAUCAACCUUGGAAAGCGUUUGACAGACUUUGGCACUCCCUCUCUUGAAAUUGAGUGGCCAAAAUCUACGGCGGAUGGAAAGUGGCUGCUCUACCUGACCAACAUCAGCUCCAAGGGAGUGGAAAAGAUGGAGUGCACUCAUGACGACGUAGUCAACCCCCUGAAAUUGGAACUGGGCAACACUAGGACGAGAAGAGCAGUAGAAAACACCCAGGGAAGGGAAGAGGGUGUUUUUUCACGUUUUUUGGACAAGAAAUCAAAAGUUCUGUCCUGUAAAGAUGGGGCAAAAUGUGAGAAGAUAAAGUGCCCCCUACGGGGAAUGGACAGUACUGCGUCCAUCACUCUCAACUCUCGCCUCUGGAACAGCACCUUCAUAGAGGAAUAUGCCGACAUCCAUCAUGUGGAGGUGAUUGUGAAGGCGACUCUGCGUGUUGAUAGCACACUGAAGAACACGAUCCUGCAAAAUGCCGAGCCAGAGGUGAGACUGACUGUUUUCCCAGAGAGACGUUCAGCUCAGCAGGGUGGAGUACCGUGGUGGAUCAUCGUGUUGUCCAUUCUGCUGGGGCUGCUGUUGUUGGCCCUGCUGGCUUUUGUUCUGUGGAAGUGUGGCUUUUUCAAGCGUGCCAAAUAUGAAGACAAGGUUCCCAGUUACAACGCAGUUCGGAUUAAACGGGAGGAGCGAGCUAUAAACCCUAAAAAUGGUAAUUGGGAAAACCUGGAAAAGAAACCCUGGAUGACAACUUGGCAUGACAACGAACAUUAUUCCUAACAACCAUUGAAAUCUGACCACACACGGAUUCCUGUUGCUUUACUGAUGAACUCCCACUUUUACAAAUUUUUCCCGCUGUGUCUUUGUAUGGCAUGAACUGUAAAUAUCAAGAUACAAAGAGAAUAAUUUGUAAAGAAUAAAAUGCUUUUGUAGGACUAAAUACUUGAUCAAACAUUGAGCUUCAGGGGCUGAUUUGAUCUUGGAUAAAGUCUGCGUGAAUCACUGGAAGGAGAGUUGCAUUGUGGGAGAUGCUCCUGCACAACUACUGUCUGUUGGAGCUUGUUUUGUACAUUUACUACAUUCACAGUGUUGACUGGGGACGGGAGGGUGGGGGUCUGGGAGGGGUUUUGUAUGUUUUCAACGAUGUAUUUAUUCUUUUUAAGGAGUACUUCCUGUUACGUGCUCUACAGGCCAAAGAAUCAUGCACUGCAGGCACAGGUGACCUUGUGACGUUUUUCCUCCUAAAUGUUCAGUCUGCCUGAACUAUUGAUCUUCAGAUAGUUGGCAUUUUUCAUGCUUAAGGUGCCUCAGGUUGUUUUUUUUUUAAACAUAACCACAACUUAUCCAGUUUUCUAGCAGCUGGUUGAUAAAUGUACUACCAUUUCUGCAUAAGUCCAAUUUUAUUCACUGACUGUAAAAUAAGAGCAAAAGUGAGCAAACUGUUUCUUAAAUAAAAGUUUUAAUGUCAUAUUA